UCUGUGAUACAACAGCAUCACCAAAAAUGAAUCCUCUGGUCCUGUUCGCAGCUUUGGCCACAGUGGCCACCACGACCGCAGCUCCCUUGACACAGUACAUGCCCAUGAUGGGAGGUCAAGGCAUGAUGGGCGGUCAAGGCAUGAUAGGCGGACAGGGCAUAAUGGGAGGACAAGGCAUGAUGGGAGGACAAGGCAUGAUGGGAGGACAAGGCAUGAUGGGGGGACAAGGCAUGAUGGGUAGACAAGGCAUGAUGGGUGGUCAAGGAAUGAUAGGAGGACAGGGUAUGGUAGGAGGACAAGGAAUGUACACCAACCAGGGCAUGUACGGCAUGGGAGGCAACAGGAUGAUGGGCGGUCAACUGGGAGGUAUGAACCAGAUGGGGGGGCAGUUGGGAGGAAUGGGACAAAUGAGACAGAUGGGAGGACAGGGCAUGAUUGGAGGACAGAUGAGACAGAUGGGAGGAGGCAUGAACCAGAUGGGAGGAAUGAACCAAAUGAGAUACGGAAUGGGAGGACAGAUGGGCGGACAGAUGGGCGGACAGAUGGGCAGACAGAUGGGCGGGCAGAUGGGGUCCAUGAACCAGAUGGGAGGAAUGAUGGGCAGACAAAUGGGAGGUAUGAUGGGCGGUCAGAUGGGAGGAAUGGCGGGCAACCAAAUGGGCGGCGGCAUGAUGGGAGGACAAAUGGGUCGUAUCGGAGGCCUCACCGGUGGUCAAAUCGUGAAUCCUCAGGCGCUGAGUCCCAUUGGCCCCUCUGGUAUCGUAACCGGAGAAGGUGCUUACGGACCUUCGGGAAUAGUGACCGGACAAGCUGCUGUUGGACCAUCGGGCAUCGUCACCGGACAUGGAGCUGUGGGACCAACUGGACCCAACGGUCACCAUGAACAUGAUUUACACUAGCCUCCUAGUCAUCUAAUGUAUUGUUUUAUAAGAAAGAUCUUAUGAACGAGUGAUCUAUGUCAGUAAUAAAAUGGACUGUU
Molecule: messenger RNA, 979 nt
Organism: Acanthoscelides obtectus
Lineage: Eukaryota; Metazoa; Arthropoda; Insecta; Coleoptera; Chrysomelidae
Source: the annotation of a GenBank genome assembly